UCUGGGCGAGUCCCUGCACUAAAGCUGCCCCAGACAAAGGGACCAAAGGGACCAUCUACCUCCAUGUCCUGUGAGUCUGGAGGGUUGAGAAGCUUCUCGCCCUCAGAACUAGGCUCCUCUCCAGUGUGUGUGGGGACUGAGGGCUGGUGCUGUCUCAGUACUUUACCCUGAAGAACACUGUCUCAUCUCCCUUCACUCUUUCUCUCCUUCCUUUCUUCCUUCCCUUCCCUUCUUUCUCUUCCUUUUCUUGACUUUCCCUCUUAUUUCUUUCCCAGUCCUUCUUUUCUUAUUUCCUUCCCCUCACUCCCCUUCUCUUUUCCUGACUUCCCCUCCCCCUCUUCCUUUCCCUUCCUUCCUUUAUUCCCUGUGUCUUGCUAAUCCGGACUGUCUCUUUAAGAGAGGCAGCCUGUGAUCUAUUCACUCUGGGACUCUGACAGCCAGUUCUGCUUCUCCUGGUGGGUUCUGCUGGACUAUGAUUGGGACCCUCCUGAGCUCAAUCGGGGUCCAGAGUAUAGAGGAAAGGGGUCACUUCUGAUGAUCUGCACACCCCUGGGGGAUCUGUGCCCACAGGACUCCCUGCCUGAAGCCUCUUGGUAGCUGGGCCCUGGCUUUGGGCCAUAAGAGGCUCCUUGAGGUCCGGGAGCUGGAAAAAGGAAGUUGGAAAGUAACUGGAUGUGUUUGAUUGUGCCAAUGAGGACCUAAGGUGCCUUCCUGCUGACCGCCCCAGCCUGCAGUGACCAUGGCCCUCCGUAAGAGGAGUCCCCAUGGCCUGGGCUUCCUUUGCUGCUUCGGAAGCAGUGACCUUCCUGAGAUUGACCUCCGGGACAGCCAUCCAUUGCAGUAUCUGGAGUUCUCCAGUCCCAUCCCGAACCCAGAGGAGCUCAACGUCUGCUUCGCAGAGCUGGUGGAUGAAUUGGACCUCACAGAUAAAAACCGGGAGGCUGUGUUUGCACUGCCACCAGAGAAGAAAUGGCAGAUCUACUGCAGCAAGAAGAAGGAGCAGGAGGACCCGAACAAGCUGGCAACCAGCUGGCCUGAGUUUUACAUUGACCGUAUCAAUGCCAUGGCCACGAUGCAGAACCUGUAUGACACUGAAGACGAGGAGACAGACAAGAGGAGCCAAGUCGUAGAAGACCUGAAGACAGCCCUCCGGACACAGCCCAUGAGGUUCGUGACCCGCUUCAUCGAACUGGAAGGCCUGUCCUGUCUGCUGAAUUUCCUCCGGGGCAUGGACCAUGCCACCUGUGAGAGCCGCAUCCACACGUCUCUCAUCGGCUGCAUCAAGGCUCUGAUGAACAACUCCCAGGGACGGGCACAUGUCCUGGCACAGCCUGAGGCCAUCAGCAUCAUCGCCCAGAGCCUGCGAACAGAGAACAGCAAGACGAAGGUUGCAGUGCUGGAGAUCCUGGGUGCAGUGUGCCUUGUGCCUGGAGGCCACAAGAAGGUCCUACAGGCCAUGCUACACUACCAGGUGUAUGCAGCCGAGCGCACUCGUUUCCAGACUUUGCUGAACGAACUGGAUCGCAGUUUGGGCCGGUACCGGGAUGAGGUCAACCUGAAGACAGCCAUCAUGUCCUUCAUCAAUGCUGUCCUCAAUGCUGGUGCUGGAGAGGAUAACCUGGAAUUCCGCCUCCAUCUCCGGUAUGAGUUCCUGAUGCUGGGAAUCCAGCCAGUGAUUGAUAAACUCCGGCAACACGAGAAUGCCAUCCUGGACAAGCAUUUGGACUUCUUUGAGAUGGUCCGGAAUGAGGAUGACCUGGAGCUAGCCCGGAGGUUUGACAUGGUCCACAUUGACACAAAGAGUGCCUCCCAGAUGUUUGAGCUGAUCCACAAGAAGCUGAAGCACACGGAAGCCUACCCCUGCCUGCUCUCCGUCCUGCACCACUGCCUGCAGAUGCCUUACAAGCGGAACGGUGGCUACUUCCAGCAGUGGCAGCUCCUGGACCGCAUCCUUCAGCAGAUCGUCCUCCAGGAUGAGCGAGGUGUGGACCCUGACCUGGCCCCACUGGAAAACUUUAAUGUCAAGAACAUCGUCAACAUGCUCAUCAAUGAGAACGAGGUGAAGCAGUGGCGAGACCAAGCAGAGAAGUUCCGGAAAGAACACAUGGAGCUCCUGAGCCGGCUGGAGAGAAAAGAGCGGGAAUGUGAGACGAAGACACUGGAGAAGGAAGAGAUGAUGCGGACGCUCAACAAGAUGAAGGACAAGCUGGCCCGAGAGUCGCAGGAGCUGCGCCAAGCUAGGGGACAAGUGGCAGAGCUGACCGGCCCAGUGUCUUCCCCCCCUCCCCCUGGAGGUCCGCUCACCUUAUCUUCCUCCACAACAACCAACGAUCUGCCUCCACCCCCGCCUCCUCUCCCCCUUGACAACUGCACACCCCCACCCCCACCACCCCUCCCUCCCGGAGGACCUCCCAUCCCCCCAGGUGCCCCACCCUGCUUCAGCUCAGGCUCGCCCCCACCUCAUGAACCCCUCUCCAGCAAUGAAGCCCCACUCAGGAAAAAGCGCAUCCCCCAGCCUUCACACCCAUUGAAGUCCUUCAACUGGGUCAAGCUGAAUGAGGAGCGUGUCUCCGGCACCGUGUGGAAUGAGAUUGAUGACUCGCAGGUGUUUCGGAUUCUGGACCUGGAAGAUUUUGAAAAAAUGUUCUCGGCAUAUCAGAGGCACCAGGGUUGCAUGCAGGAGGGUGCCCAGAGAGAGAGAGGAAAUGUGAGAGAUGGAGGGACCGCAAGCAGAUCUCUGCCAGCUGCCGAGACGAAUGACCACAGAACUGAGAAGGCUUCUAGGUCUAUGGUAUCAGCUACAGGUGUCAAGAAAGAACUGGGCUCCACAGAGGACAUCUACCUAGCCUCCCGCAAGGUUAAAGAGCUGUCCGUCAUCGAUGGCCGGAGGGCCCAGAAUUGUAUCAUUCUUCUCUCCAAGUUGAAGCUUUCUAAUGAGGAGAUACGACGGGCCAUCUUGAGGAUGGAUGAACAGGAAGACCUCGCUAAGGACAUGCUGGAGCAGCUCCUCAAGUUCAUCCCGGAGAAGAGCGACGUUGACCUCCUGGAAGAGCACAAGCAUGAGAUUGAGCGGAUGGCACGUGCAGACCGCUUCCUCUAUGAAAUGAGCAGGAUCGACCAUUACCAGCAGCGGCUACAGGCCCUCUUUUUCAAGAAGAAGUUCCAGGAACGGCUGGCUGAGGCCAAGCCCAAAGUAGAAGCCAUCCUGCUGGCCUCCCAGGAGCUGACCCUCAGCAAGCGUCUGAAGAAAAUGCUGGAGGUGGUCCUAGCCAUCGGCAACUUCAUGAACAAGGGUCAGCGUGGGGGUGCCUAUGGGUUCCGGGUAGCCAGCCUCAACAAGAUUGCUGACACCAAGUCUAGCAUUGACAGGAACAUCUCUCUACUUCAUUACCUGAUCAUGAUCCUGGAGAAGCACUUCCCGGAUAUCCUGAACAUGCCCUCAGAGCUGCUGCAUCUAUCCAAGGCCGCCAAGGUCAACCUGGCAGAGCUGGAGAAGGAGGUGGGCGCUCUCAGGAGGGGCCUCCGAGCAGUGGAGGUGGAGUUGGAAUAUCAGAGACAGCAGGCACGGGACCCCAAUGACAAGUUCGUCCCUGUCAUGAGUGACUUCAUCACCGUGUCUAGCUUCAGCUUCUCCGAGCUGGAGGAGCAGUUGAAUGAGGCCAGGGAUAAGUUCGCCAAGGCACUGGCACACUUUGGAGAACAGGACAGUAAGAUGCAGCCGGAUGAAUUCUUUGGCAUCUUCGACACCUUCUUGCAGGCCUUCUUGGAGGCCCGGCAGGACCUGGAGGCCAUGAGGAGGAGGAAGGAGGAAGAUGAGCGGAGGGCACGAAUGGAAUCCAUGUUGAAGGAACAGCGUGAGAAAGAAAGAUGGCAGAGGCAGCGGAAAGUCUUGGUUGGAGGCGCCCUGGAGGAGAGCGGCGAGUUCGAUGACCUAGUGUCAGCCUUGCGCUCUGGAGAAGUUUUCGACAAGGACUUAAACAAGUUCAAGCGCAACCGGAAGCGACCUGGAAACCAGGUCGCAGAGGUCACCCGCGAGCGGGCAAUAAACAGGCUAAAUUAUUGACUUUGGGACUGGGGACUCACCACAUAGCAGCAAGCCUGGAGACAGGGAUUAGGGGAGAGGAGUUGAAUAGAAGAAGCAGUGACUUCUAAUGACUUAAGUGAUUUGGAAAACUGGGUUUGGGAGCCCUGGGCUGGGUCCUGGGGGCAGUGUGCGGUUAGACCGGGGGUCUCCCCGCACUGACAGAGGCUCUUCUCUUGUCUCUGUAUAUUAUCCAUUCUCGUCCAUGUUCUGCCCACCCAUGUUCUGUCCAUCUCCCUGUGUGCCCCUCCCCCUCCUGGCCAUCAUUCUCUAAGACUAGCUUGGGCAUCCCUGGCAGGCCCUCGCAGGCUGGGUGACACUUCUCCAGACCUCACGCUGGCACAGAGCUGUUUAAAACCCAGGAGACAUUCCUGUCCCGACCUUUUGUACAGUAUGUGGUGGUGGAGGGGACCCCAAGAGCUAGCAGUAGGGACUUGAGGCUCCUAUCUGAAGAGACAGCUCAACAAAACGUGGAUCUGGGAUGGGAACCAGGAGGUUUGUGUGUUCUAGCUAGAUAAACUCCAGUAUGUUCCUGACAAACGGGACCAGAGUCAGCAAGUGAGUUAUCUGUCUGCACCUUUUGCCUACACCAAGUCCUGGGGCCUCGAUUCUUCCCUGGCCACCUCCAUCCCACUUACUAAUUUCUGGCCCCCAAAUUCAUCUCCAGUUUCCAGAACUCUGCCUCACCAUCAGCUUAUAGUGAGGUUCUGGUGAGAAGGGGUGUCCAAGGAAGACUCCUGUCAUCACCUCACCAGACUCAGGCAUAGACCCUGAAGCAAACCCUAAGGUGACUUGACCACUGUCUUGGAGAGCCUGACCUCAGGUCCCCACCAGAAGGUAGCACUCAAAUGCUUCGCUCCCCUCAGUUGACUCUCGAUGUGCCACAAUGGCCUCCCAGUCUCCACCUGCAGGGUCACAUGGCGCUCCAUAUACUUGGCUGCAGCUGGCCUUGGGGAAUUGUUCUUGAGGACUAGAACUACUCUCUAUAUUUAACUGUCACUCUGAGGGAGACAAUUAGACUGGGGGCUGAGAAGAGCAGGCAGGAGACGCCCGGGAGAUGAGGGAACGCUUACGUACAUUCCUUUGGUUCCUCAGCCUGACUGCAUGGGAUCACUCUGGCCCUCCGUCCACACUCACCAUGUAUCCUGUCCAUCCGUCUCCAGCCAUUUUGAUGGUAUUGGUGGGGUGGCACUGCUAUACCUAGGCAAAUGUUCUAAAUGAGGUCAACCCCGUGUAGGCUUAUCAAAUGCACUGGUCUCCUCUCAUCUAGAGCUCGAUCUUGCCUGAUUACCAUCCGCCAGCUCCUGGCUCUUCUCCUCUAACACCCCGGCUCAGGGUCAUUGCUAGUGACCGUGGGCUGCCCAGUCCUGGUCCUGUCACUGCCUGCCUUCCUACAGGAGAUUCCCAGGGAGUGGGGCCAUAAUGUUGUGGGGAGGAGAGAUGCAGGCUAAGCUGGGUGUGUGCAUUGGUUUGAAAGGGAUCUCAGCAAAUGGAGGCCUGGCCAGUACGGUAUGAAGCCAGCGUCAGAGCACAGAAGGCUUCUACGGAGACUAGCUAUGAGGAGAGCUUUAAUGCUCACUGGUACACCCAAAGACUCCUUACCCCCCUCAGAAAGCAAGCUAUGAGGACAUUAAAGCUGGUGCUGGACAUCUUCAUAUCCUCUCCCAAACUGGCUGGGAGUCCAGCCUGCCAAGUGAGGGCAGGGGACAGGGAUGGACUACACUGCCGCCCGACAGGCAUGGCCGGGCCUAGCCUUCCCAACCACCAUGAAGACAGGACAUGCACCAGGAGAAAGAAGGAAGAUAGACGUCGAUGAAGAGACACAUUGGCUCUUCAGAAAAGCUGCCUGGCAUCUCUCCAGAGCCCAGCCUUCUUGCCCCAAAGAAUUCUGCCUUCUCUAUUUAUUAUUUUCUGUGGCUGCCUAGUGGUUCCAGUGCUGUGUGUCUUUGUUAACUAGUCCAACAGUGCCUAGGACCUCGGACCAUUACAGGUGACUUAGCAGGAAGUGACUGGUGCCCAGUGGAGGUGGAUAGGCUGGUCCUCGACGUUAAAUGGUGAAGUCUACUCCCCAGCACCCAUCCAACCCUCUGGCCGCCUGUGGGCCAACUGCUCCAGUUAGUUUUGUGCACAUGUAAACUUCAUAGUCCAGCCAACACAUCCCUUCUCAGCAGCGGCAAUUCCCCUCCCAAGAAGGAAGUUUGUUCAGGGGUUGGAAGGACAGAGCUCUCCAGGUGGGUGGAUAUAGGCAUGGGUUCUUCCCAUCCACUCCUAUUGCCCCCACCUGGGGAGCUGUGACCACCUCCCCAGGACAUCGGCCAACCUUCAUGCCAAGGCUGCUCUCACCAGCUGCUGCAGGAGACAAACAAGGUUCAUAUGUACAAAACUCUACGGUGUCCUUUUUACCUGCACCCUUUUAUAAGAAUAUAUUGUAAUACUAAAAAAAAUAUUAAAUUCCUCCCCACCCCUA
Molecule: messenger RNA, 6548 nt
Organism: Rattus norvegicus (Norway rat)
Lineage: Eukaryota; Metazoa; Chordata; Mammalia; Rodentia; Muridae
Source: RefSeq, a predicted model, not a curated record